AGCUACGAUACCAUUAUUCGUCCACACCUAAACGCAGAUUUCAUCAUGGCAUCAAAUGCGUUGGAAAAUAAGGUAGCUAUGGUGACGGGGGGAUCAUCUGGAAUGGGUCGAUCCAUUGCACUUGGACUCGCGAAACAUGGCGCAAAAAUCGUCUGUUGUGAUUUGAAGCAAAGCGCAAACCCAAACGGCUACGAGGCGGAUAAAGACGUGCCAACCGCAGACCUCGUCGUGAAAAAUGGAGGCGCCGCAAUCUUUUGCCAAAUAGACAUAUCAAACGCCGAACAAGUCAAAGAUGGGUUUGAGAAGACGAUAUCGACCUUCGGACGUCUCGACAUGGUCAUCAACUGCGCCGGCUACUGGGCGCCCUUCCGCACGUUCGCUGAAGAAGACGACGAGCUCUGGUCUAAGAUGAGCGCAGUAAAUACGCUAGGAACGGCGCGGAUGUGCCGUUCAGCUAUCCAGCAGUUCCUGAAGCAAGACGUGGACCUCAAAUGGGGAAGUAGAGGACGAAUUGUGAACAUCUCGUCCUGUGCGGGAAACUUUGGAUUCCCUGGGGAAGUCGCAUAUUCUGCUACCAAAGCGGCAAUCAACCACAUGACGCGUGCUGGUGCUCUUGAUCAUGCUAAGGAUUACAUCAAUGUCAAUUGUGUUUCGCCAGGUGUGGUAGCGACUGGAAUGGCGAGACAGAAUUUCGAAAACAACGCAAUCCACGAGACGAUGCAGAAGGCCACACCAUGGCCGCGAUUGGGGACGGCGGAGGAUAUUGCAGAAGCAGUUGUGUUUCUUUGCUUGCCUGGGUCGCAGUGGAUGACGGGGCAGAUCCUGUCGGUGGAUGGUGGAAUGACGAUUGGGGUGCCGCCUCCGUCGUAGAUGAAGCAUCUGGGCAGGGGAGGGAGACCGAAGGAAGAUAGAGAAGUACCUAGCCCCUUUAGGCCAUGUCACGUCGUAAAGGAGUAAAACUCCUGCAUUCAACCAACUUU
This is a messenger RNA of Mytilinidion resinicola, 980 nucleotides long. RefSeq names its product NAD(P)-binding protein. Bases 46 to 870 code for a protein of 274 amino acids. The record is from RefSeq and is a predicted model, not a curated record. Gene Ontology annotation, molecular function: oxidoreductase activity. Lineage: Eukaryota; Fungi; Ascomycota; Dothideomycetes; Mytilinidiales; Mytilinidiaceae. The transcript has 3 exons.